GACAGUGACCAACUUUGAGGCCAUUCCCUUCUUUUCUUCUCCAUUUUAAUAGUGACCACUGAUUACUAGUCCCAUAAUCUGAACCUUAAGAAUGGCCAAAAAGGCUUUGAAUGAAUGAAUGAAAGAAAGGCACAGCCCAAGUUUGCUUUAGCAGAUUCCAAGGUAUCUGACUCAAACCUUUGCAAUGGAUUUGAAGGGCACUUGUCAUAAUAAUAUUAAUAAUGUUUCUGAUGGCUACAUGUUUCUUGAGGCCAGUGGUGACUCUGAGGCUGAUUUCAUCAAUCCCAACAUGGUUGAACAACAACAUGCUUAUGAAUAUGGAAUUCACAAUAUUGCAGAUGUUGAUGAUGCUCAAUCUUGCAGCUAUGAUGAUGAAUUUGAGAACCCUUCUGAGAAGCUAAAAGGGUGUUUGAAUGCUGCUUCUUCUACUGAUGAUGAUCAAGAUGGGGUGAAGAAAAAAGGUGACUUUUGUGGAAAUUCAUGUUGUGAUGAAGAUUUUGGGAUGAUACAAGAACAUUAUAAGUCAUGUGUCUCUGAUGAUUCAUGUCUUGAGCCAGUAGAUGAGGUGGAGAAGAGCAGGCAGUUCUGGGAAGCUUGCUUAGCUUCUUGAUCAAUUUGUGUUUGUGAGUGAGCAUUUCUUUUUCUAAAGAUCACUGCUUCUUUUCUGGUUUCUCAGUAUCCCAAUUGAGGAUUUGCUUCACCAGAAACAUUUAUUCUUUUUUUAACUUUAUUCUUGAAAAUAUUGGGUUUGGGGGGUCCACUUUAAUUGUAUGCAUACUUAAACAGAAUUGUACACACUACACAAAAAAGUUUAUGAUUUUCACUCAUUCAAAGAUUCAAUAAGUUCUGCACUUAGUCCUAUAAUUGAGUGUAGUAGAAUGCAUCAUCAUUCUCUCUUCUUUUCUUUAUAACACUAUUUGAUUGAAUGAUUUCAUAUAGUUAGCACUUCCUUUCUUGAAUUCAAUUAUGUCAAGUAUGUUUGACAUGUUUGUUGAUUUUGAAGGGAAGAUGUGACAUGGUUAUUCCUCAAGCUAUGUAUGUAACUAUAGUUGUAAUAAUAACAUCUGUUUGAGAUGUGUUGAAAUUCAGAUGAUCACGUUUUUCCAUGGCUAUGAGAUUUAGGAAAGUUGGGUGUUGGGAAAGUUAGCCAGGGAAGACAUAUGGCCCAGCAGCCAUAAUAGCUGGAAAGUCUAGGUUUCAUUUGGUCCCACUCAUUAAAAAUCCUCAGUUCUUGUUUCAAUGAAAGCAUGGAUUGUACGAAAAAUGUUAAACGAAGUACCUAGCACUGGGAACAGGAGCGGGAACAUGAACCUCUAACUCAACGGGAAGACCAAGGAAGCCAUUGAAGCGAUCGAAGGUGACAUGACUAACGUGCUUAACGUUUGUGGGCC
Messenger RNA from Arachis stenosperma, 1391 nucleotides. RefSeq lists its product as uncharacterized. NCBI's taxonomy places the organism in Eukaryota, Viridiplantae, Streptophyta, Magnoliopsida, Fabales, Fabaceae. The coding region runs from base 185 to 610 and encodes 141 amino acids. The transcript is spliced from 2 exons. The record is from RefSeq and is a predicted model, not a curated record.